AUGGCAACUCCUGCUCUAGUUGUGGAUUUGGGUGGUGGUUCUAUAAAAUAUGGAUUAUCUUCUGAAAAGAAUCCUAAUUUUGCUGACAAUUGUAUCUACCGCUCGAAAAACGUUUCUGGCAGAAAUUUUAUCGGAAAUGAAGUUGAAGAUUGUAAAAAUUUGUCUGGUUUAUUUGGGACAUAUCCCUUUAAAAAGGGCUAUAUCAAUAAUUGGGAUACUCAGAAGCAAAUAUUGGAUUGUGUUUUAGGAGGCUAUCUUAAUUCCAGGACUCUAGAUUAUUCAGACUUAAAUCUCUUCGUUACUGAGCCUUAUUUCAAUUUCUCAUCGACGAAGGAAACUUUAAAUGAACUUUUCUUUGAGGAAUAUCAUGUUGCCGGACUUGUUAGGGCUAACCCUGCAUUUUUUGCCACUUAUAAAUACAGGUCUGAAACGAAUCAACAUGUUUCCCGUUACACAUUUGUUAUCGACAGUGGGUAUUCUUUCACUCAUAUCCUUCCUAUGGCUGAUGGAAAGUUAAUGAAGGAAUUCGCACUUAGACUCUGUGUUGGAGGUAAAAUCUUGACAAAUCGUUUGAUUGAAGUUACUUCAUAUCGACAAUUGGAUGUCAGGAGUGAGAUUUAUAUUAUGAAUCAGUGCAAGGAAGACGCGUGUUUUGUCUCCAAAGACUUUUGGAAGGAUCUUGCCUUUGCCAAAUCCCGUGAAUCUUCCCAUAACACCAUAGCCCGCGAGUACGUUCUGCCUGACUACAUCGACGUACAUCGGGGUUAUCUGCGACCUCCCUCUGAGAAGCCCAAGGACGCCGCAGAACGCGCCAAACUCCAAGGGUACAUUCUUCGACUUAACAACGAGCGUUUCACUGUCCCCGAGUUGCUCUUCCAUCCCUCUGACGUGGGUUAUUCGGAGAUGGGAGUCUCAGAAGCCUCUGAGUACCUCCUCACGGAACGCCUUCCGCCUGCUGUUCGACCCGGUGCUAUGGCUAAUAUUGUCCUUAUUGGAGGCAAUUCAAAGUUCCCGGGAUAUAGGGAGAGAGUGCUGAGUGAUCUUCGCAGUUGUGUCCCCAGUGAUCUUUCCGUAAACGUCUUCUCUCCUCCGGAGUGA
Molecule: messenger RNA, 1098 nt
Organism: Rodentolepis nana
Lineage: Eukaryota; Metazoa; Platyhelminthes; Cestoda; Cyclophyllidea; Hymenolepididae
Source: the annotation of a GenBank genome assembly